CUAGUCUUUGCCUGGGCUUCGAACUGUAAUUCAUCUUAGCUCUGUGCUCCCCUUUAUGUCUGAGGAAUGACUUUGAGAGCAAAGACUUGACUGGCACGCGGCAUGUCUGCAAUACCUCGGUGUUUUCGACUCUCAUAGAUGCGCUGAGCGCAAACUAACCAAUCCACUUGAGAAAGAUGGCUAUGGAAGUGAUUAAAGUGGUGGACGAGGCGCACGAAAGUCCCAUCUCCAGCAUAGCUUACAACCGAGUGCUGAAGGAGCUCUACUCCAGCGCAGAUGGCGACAAAGUUAUCAGGGUGUGGGACGCCAAGACCGGCACCAUGGUCCGCAUGCAGAAGGGGCACAAGGGUGCCGUAACGUGCCUGGCCUACUCUAGCACAUCAAAGCUCCUGUUCUCGUCCUCCAUAGACAGCACGAUUGGGAUAUGGACAGAUAAAGGCAUCCUGCUGCAGAUGGCGCCCUCGGACGUCGGGCCGGUGCACUCUCUGGCGUGGGACAGCAAGCACCGCUACCUGGCGGUGGGCGGCAAUGCGGUGAUGCUGCUGUUCAAGGUGGACCUGGCGGAGGCUCGCAAGAUGGCGCAGCAGCAGCGCAGCGUGGCUAGCGGGCUGCGGGACGGCAACAUGACGCUGGACGCGCGGCAGAUCCUCAAAAAGAUCUUCCCGCCCUUCCGCGGGCCCGACUUCUGUCAUACCGACAUCGUGUCGUGCAUGAUCAUCACGGAGACGGGGAAGAUCAUCACGGGCGGCUACGACAAGUGCAUCUGCAUGUACGAGUUCGACAAGUUGGAGAAGCCCAAGGAGGCCUUCCAGCGCAUCCGCAAAUGCCACACCGCCGCCAUCGUGUCCAUGGCAUACGACACCUUCACCAACUCCAUCCUCACGGGCUCAAUAGACGGCAGCAUGAAGGUCUGGAGUUUGGAGGGCAGGCUGUUGGACAAGUUCGAGUCCAUCAACGACCAGCCAGUGGCGGUGGCGUACGUGCCCUCCACCAACAUGUACUGGGCGUCCGGCCGCUUCGGCCGCCUGGUGGCCUACGACCCGCGCGCGCCCGCCAACGUGACGCAGUACGUGCAGGAGUCGAGCGGGCUGGACCGGUUCAACGUGGAGUACAUGUACGCACCCAUGGGCACCGACAUGCUGCUGGGCGCCUCCAAGCAGAAGCAGCUCAUCAUGUGGCAGUACAACCACAUGGGUGCCUACAGGACGUUUCGCAAGCACGAGGACUGGGUGGAGGGCGUCAUUGUGGUGACGCCGUCCAAGGAGCAGCCGGACGACGAGGACGAGGAGGCGCCGCCGGAUGAGAUCUUCAGCUGCGGCGCGGACGGCAAGGUGCUGCGCUGGCAGCUGGACGUGGAGCAGAACUGCGACGUGUACGUGUGCGUGGAGGAGUGGCAGCUGCACAGCAAGAACAUCUACGUCAUGGUCUACUCCGCGGCGCUCAACUGCCUCAUCACCGGCAGCGAGGACACCACCAUCCACCUGCACUACCUGCACAACACGGUGCCCACCUACAACGACGUGCCGCUGCCCACCGAGUUCACGGAGCACGAGGGCCGCAUCAGCGGGCUGGCGCUGCUCAAGGGCAACCUGCUGGCCAGCUCCUCCUUCGACAAGACCCUGCGCAUCUGGGACCUCACCACCAUGAAGCCAGUGGCGUGUGUGUUCAACGCGCACGACUCGCCGCUGCAGUGCCUCGAGUACUGCGAGGAGCGGGACGAGCUGGCCACGUGCGCCAUGGGCAACAAGGUCAAGAUCUGGAACGUCAAGCGGCCGGCGCAGGUGAAGCACGUGCUGAGCCUGGACCACGCCGACACGCCGGACGCGGGCGGCGACGACGAGGCGGCCGGCAACGGGCGCGGCCCCAAGACCAACAUGAACUGGCUAACCAAGUCGGACAUUGCGGGCCUGCCCUCCGCCACCGGCAUUGUGCUGGAGACCAUCCAGCAGGCGAACCGGGACGUGCCGGAGGUGACUCAGGUGCGGUGGGUGGCGUUCCGGCACUGCUGGGUGACGGCGGCAGACGACGACACGAUACGGCUGUGGAACCCCGACGGCCACAAGCUGCAGCAGUUCACGUACACGGGCGGCAGCGUGCAGAGCAUCUACGUGGACAACACCAACAGGCUGCUGGUGGCGGCCAUGCUGAACCGCACCGCCUUCGUGUACGACCUGGACGACCCCAUGCCGCUGGCCAGGUACGCGGGGCACACGGACGUGAUCCGCGGCAUCGGCUACAUCAAGGACUGUGACACCUACGUCACCGCCUCCUGGGACAAGUCGCUGCGGCUGUGGUUCCGGCCCAAGGACCGCAAGGGCGGCGGCGGGGGCUCGGGCGCGGGCGAGGGCGGCGAGGGCAAGGCGAUGAACAUGCUGCUGCUGGAGUACGACGAGGACGAGGAGCACUUCGUGUCCGAGUACGAGAAGGCGCACCCGCUGGAGAUGCCAUCCGCACUGGCGGACCGCAACCAGCGCAAGGUGAUGCAGGACAUGGGGCUGCUGGACGAGGACGACGAGGACGACGCGGGCGGGCACGGCGGCGCGGGCGGCCGCAAGAAGGGCCGCGGGCGCGGCGCCAAGCUGGGCGCGGAGGCGGGGUUAGGGCUGGACACGGCGGCCCCGGACGUGCAGGGUUCGCUCGGGGCCAAGCUGGACGAUCUGGGUCGCUCGCUGCUGAGCGAGUUGAACACCAUCGCUCACAAAAGCGCGGUGGGGAGGGGCGGCGGCGGAGGGGGCGCGGGAGACAUGGAUGAGCGGGGGUCCACACGUAGCAGUCAGGUGCCCACGGGCACGCUGGGCGCGCGGAGCGUGGCGGGGCGAGGCGGUGGCGCUGGGGCUAGCGGCGCAACGUCGCGGCUAGGUGUGGCGGGGCGUAAAUAGCAGGGUGGGGCAUACCCCGUGUGGGCGGCGUGGGUUGUGCUGUGACGCUAUAGCACAGUGACGUUGUGGGCGGAAGGGGAGCCGUACUGCGGCAAACAGGGUUUUAGGGGGUUGGAUUCCUUGUGCAAAGAGCAAGGGUGGUGAGAAGGUAUUAGGGGUGCGGCGGCGGUGUCUUUAUGCAAAUGCUUGAUGUGUGCUGUGCCUGCGGCCCCGCGCCCAUGCUGCGGGUAGCCUUCUUCACUGUCGCGCGCGCGGGAAAUCCCGCUCGCUCGCAAUUCUUGCACGCACUGAAAAGCAGGGAAUGUGUCAACCUACCGCAUUAACUUGCUUCGCAUGUACUAGCCGAGACCGCAUUUCGCAGUUUUUGUUCAAACCUGCCCCGGGCGACCGGCGUUGACCGCCGCUUUGUAACGCAGUUGUUAG
Molecule: messenger RNA, 3302 nt
Organism: Chlamydomonas reinhardtii
Lineage: Eukaryota; Viridiplantae; Chlorophyta; Chlorophyceae; Chlamydomonadales; Chlamydomonadaceae
Exons: 17
Coding region: 177-2879 (900 amino acids)
Molecular function (GO): protein binding
Source: RefSeq, a predicted model, not a curated record